CGGUCAUUUUGGCUGUUUUUUUCAGAUGUCGAGCCCAGAGGAAUUGGCUGACCUGGCAGAUGAGGAUCUGCUUGACUUUCUCCUAAAGGAUGAUGCUCCUUGCACCGAAAUACCAGGGGAGGAGAACAACCUGCUGGAAGACUGGGGCCUGUCAGAGCCUGAGCUUCUGAACAAUGAGGUGGAUGCCUUCAUCAGCUCCCUGCUGAGCCCCUUUGUAGAAGAACCGAGCACGCUGCCAGGUUCCUCACCUGCUGACAGUGACAGUGGCGUUUCUGAGGACCACAAUUUGUCCCAUAGCCCUGGCAGUGAUUUUGCCAGCAGCCCUCGGAGCUCCGACGUUGUUCAGUUUGAUCACAAUUACUCCCUUCAUCAGGAUGGGCCCAUGCUGGAAAGUGUGAGGUCUGAGGUGGCAGAAGGAGACGUUUCCAUCGACCUUGAGACAUGGACAGGUUUAGAAACCUCAGCUGAGACACUAGAAGAGGACUCGGCUUUUCCUUUUGCUGUCGCUGUGGAUGCUGGACCCCAGUAUGUUUCUGGAGCUGCCAUGCAGUUCGACUUCCCAGAGCUGAUCCUGACGGAGGAGGAGAGGCAGCUCCUAGAGAAAGAGGGGGUUUCGUUACCAACCAGUCUGCCGCUGACAAAAGUUGAGGAGUGGCUCCUGAAGAAGGUGCGACAGAAGAUCCAGAACAAGCAGUCAGCCCAGGAUAGUCACCGCAGGAAGAAGAUCUACGUGGAUGGCUUGGAAAACAGGGUGGCAGCCUGCACAGCUCAGAACCACGAGCUCCAGAAGAAGGUGCAGCUGCUGCAGAAGCAGAACAUGUCGUUACUUGAGCAGCUGCGGAAACUCCAGGCGCUGGUGAGACAGUCCACAACCAAAACUACCACAGCAAGCACCUGCAUUAUGGUCCGGGUUCUGUCCUUCUGCCUUAUUCUCUCCCCCAGCCUCUUUUCCUUUGGGAGCAGAGGGCCGCAGCCGGAGCUCCGAGUGCUGUCACGGCAGAUCCGCGAGUUCCCCAGCCAGGUUUGGCAGGCAGCCCCUGGUGUGCAGGAGGAAGUGGUGCUGGAGACACUUAGUGCAGAGCCUGAAGACACCUCGCUUCUGGGAAGCCUCAACCAGUCCCGGGAAGAGGGGCAGAAUCCACCCAAGCCUGAUCCCACAUCCUCUUUCAACAGCAACUCGUCCUCUGACCCUCCAGUGGCAGCCAGCUCCGAGCUGGGUACUCCCCAGCCGCAGGAACAGCGCUCCAGGAGUGCUGCUUUGCACUCGGCAGUGCCAGCUGCUUGGGAAACCAAGAGGCAGGAGUGGGUGGAACGUGCUGCCAGUGUUGUCAUCCAGCAGCACCGUGUCGAUGAGAUGUGACCAUCUCACCUCGCCUGCCAGGGCGGUGCUGUGCGCCCUGUCAAGAAGAGACAGACAGAGAACUGUGUUAGCAGAUAAUCUAUCAAAGCAAAUGCUUUUAAAUACUCCCCUGGUAGGUGGCA
Tinamus guttatus (white-throated tinamou) is the source of this 1482-nucleotide messenger RNA. NCBI's taxonomy places the organism in Eukaryota, Metazoa, Chordata, Aves, Tinamiformes, Tinamidae. The record is from RefSeq and is a predicted model, not a curated record.